Daphnia pulicaria is the source of this 3518-nucleotide messenger RNA. RefSeq names its product symplekin-like (gene Sym). The record is from RefSeq and is a predicted model, not a curated record. The transcript is spliced from 15 exons. Bases 136 to 3453 code for a protein of 1105 amino acids. NCBI's taxonomy places the organism in Eukaryota, Metazoa, Arthropoda, Branchiopoda, Diplostraca, Daphniidae. Gene Ontology annotation, cellular component: mRNA cleavage and polyadenylation specificity factor complex.
UGGCAGCCUUGCAGAGCAGACGACGAACGCUUUAUUUCAUUCAGUUUCUGUUGUGUCGUGUCUUUGGUGUUUUUUCAUUUCAUUUUUAAUUACAAAUGAAAACAUUUCGCCUCGUGAUAAACUAGAAACUAUAAAAUGGAUAAAAUUAAAAUUGAAAAAGGAACCAGUACUGAAGAACAGAUCGUAGAGCUUUUGAACUCGGCAGCUACAGAAAGCGACGAUCAAUCAAAAGUCGACUGUUUGAUCAAAAUUCAAGAGUUGAUUAUUCACAAGGAACCAGGCCUGCUGGAUAAUUUUGUUGAUGAAAUAACAGCUUUUCAACAUGAUCGCUCUGCUGAUGUCAGAAAAACAGUUGUUGGUUUCAUUGAGGAAGCCUGCAAAGUAGACCAAGAACUCUUAGGAAAAGUCAUGCACAGUCUACAGCUUCUUUUAAAUGACACUUCUAUAGCUGUAUUAAAACGAGUGAUCCAAGCUUUGACUCAACUACACAAAGUUACCCUUCAAUGGCUUGCAAAAGCAAAAUCUGUUACUGGGUUAAUGGAGAGCACAUGGAACAUGUUGAAUCAGAUGAAGUCCCAAAUUGCCAAGAUGAUAGACCAUGACAAUGAUGGAGUGCGAACUAUAGCUGUAAAAUUCUAUGAAAUGAUCAUCAUAUCUCAAACUUACCCCGAACCGGAUAGUGUGCGGAAAGAAAAUGAGUUUAGUUUAGAGGAAGUUCCAUUAACUCUGAAAAUAGCCAGACCUAGAAAACUGGAAGAAGAAGCCCAACUCAUGAUUGAAGACUUGAUGAAAUAUCAUGGAUCUGCACAUAUCAGCAGUGCAAACUUAAUGGCUUGUAUGGGUUCACUCACUCACAUAGCAAAGAGUCGACCUCAAUUUUUGGAUCGGAUUGUAACUGCCAUGGAAAUGCUUCAUGCUAAUUUACCUCCGACUUUGUCAAAAUCUCAAGUUAAUUCAGUUCGCAAACACUUAAAAUUGCAAUUGCUAACCAUACUCAAACAUCCCGCAUCUCACGAGCGCAGCGGAAACAUAAAAACGCUUCUUGCUGAUUUGGGUGCCACACCUCAAGAAAUCAACAAGGCACUGCCAAGUCCUGAAGAAAUUGCAAAGUAUCCUAGGCGAUCAGAACGUGCUGAAGAUUCUAAAAGCGGCCCAGCUGCUAAGCGCAGGAAAAUAGAGGUUGAUGCCGUCCCUCUAGACCGAGAAAAUACUAAAGAAAAAGCUCUAAGCAUUACCGAGGAAUUUAUCGUCCAGCAUCUUUCCACGAAAAAAGCCACCGAUCUUGUGAUUGACGCGCUACCUCGCAUUACCAAUAAUAUGCCUCCACAUUUUUCUUCCACUUACACUCCCGUCUCUGAGGCUGGAACGCCAAAACAAAUUCGUCACGUGGCUCGGCUUUUGGCUUCUCAAAUGACGAAUGUCGGAAUAGGACCUGGAGUUGAUCAAGUCGGAUAUGCUCCAAAAAUGGGAAAUGACUUUGAAGACGAUGACGAAGAAAUGGAUGACGGUGUAGCUGCAGUGUCGCCAAGAUUUCGUGAUGGUGAUGAUCCAGCUAAACCAGGAAUAGCGCAAAUUCAACCUCAAGUGCAAAUCCGUGCUAGGCAAAGAGCGUUGAAAUUGGCGGAAAUCGUCAAGCCCCUGACACCGCAAAUGAACGAGUCGAUGGCUCGAUCAGCUCUUCAACGCGUCUUGAAAGCCGAGCGAACUGCCAUGCUUGGAGGUGUUGCCGCCAAUAGGCAAAAGAUUUUAGCCUCUCUUGCUACUCUCUUUUCUGGAGAUUUUAAAGAUCUCGUGGUAGAGUACAUUAUGUCGGACCCGCGCUCGAGAAUCGAACUGGCUUUCUCGUGGCUCUAUGAGGAAUAUUCGAUGAUCAUGGGCUUUUGUCAUCAGUCGACAAUUGUCAAAGACGAGUACCGCCAGUCAGCUUUCGACAGUUACUCCAGCGUAUUUUGUUCGUUGGUAAAUGAAUUAAAAAAACAAACUGAUCUGAAAGAGCGAGAGAUGUUGCUGAGCCGAUUAUUUCACGAAUCGCCUCACAUACCGGAGGAGGGUGUUUCGAUUUUGCGAUCAAUGUUGUGUGAGGACGCUAAACUGGUGGAUAUUUCCAUUCAGAUUGUUCGCCAACUAGUUCACCGUCCCACUAAGCAACUAGUUUACUUAAAUGUGUUGUUGGAAAUCAGUAGCCACGAAGUCGAAGAAGUCCGUUCAGCUGUCCUUUCCUGUCUGACUGAUUUAUAUGACCGUGGAGCUCAUCGUCGCGUCAUUGAGGAUUACGCUUUAAUGUAUCUAAAAUUUUUGCUGUUGGAAGAACCACCUGCUCUUCUCUGUGGACCCGAAAAAGGCAGAAGCGAAAUUAUAACAACAUGGACCGAAGAGAUUACUAAAGCGUGCCUUUAUCUAUUCCUUGCGAUUCUUCACUCAAAUGAGAAAUUGAUCCACGAAUUGGCACUUGUUUACGUCCAAGCGAAUGCAGACAUCAAGAGAAGAAUUUUGCGAAUGGUUGAGGGUCCUGUUGAAGGCAUGGGAAUGGAAUCCCCCGAAUUACUAAAAUUAGUCGAAACAUGUCCUAAAGGAGCUGAGACAUUGCUUAUCAGAAUCAUACAUAUUCUCACCGAUAAAUAUCCGCCAACCCCUGCGUUAGUCGAUCGUGUGCGCAAUAUCUACCAACAGCGUGUUCCUGAUGUCCGCUUUCUCAUUCCGGUCCUUUCCGGUCUUGGUAAAAAAGAAGUUCUCUCCGUGCUCCCAAAAUUGAUCAAGCUAAACCCCGACGUCGUGAAAAAAGUAUUUGGUCGUCUAUUGGGAACUGUGGGAGAUUCAUCUGCCACUUAUCCCAGUCCGUUGUCUCCUACUGAACUAUUGAUUGCGCUGCAUAAUAUUGAUAGUGCACAAUGUGACAUGAAAACAAUCAUGAAGGCAACAUCAAUUUGCUUCAUGGAACGAGGGGUCUACACACAGGAGGUGCUAGCAGUUGUCAUGCAACAGUUAAUGGAUCAAAAUCCACUACCAACACUACUGAUGCGGACCGUUCUGCAAUCAUUAUCUCUUUACCCAAGAUUAUCAGGAUUUGUAAUGAAUAUAUUACAAAGACUCAUAGUCAAACAGGUUUGGAAGCAGAAAAAGGUUUGGGAAGGAUUCAUCAAAUGCUGCCAAAGAACAAAACCACAAAGUUUUGCUGUUAUUCUCCAGCUACCUCCGCAGUUCCUACAGGAAUUACUGAAUACAUCUCCUGAUCUGAAGACACCUCUUUUGGAACAUGUUAUGGCUUUCACAGAUAAUCAACGAAUGCACAUUCCUAAGCUUACGAUGGAUGUCCUCAACGGAAUUGCUCAAUUUCAAGCCGAAGCCGAAGACCUAAAUAACGAGGAUUCAAAAGAUAAAGAAAUGGGAUCUCCUGAGCCCAUGGAAUCAGCGUUUCAUGGCGACAUCGAACCACCCGCACCGGGGGAAACCUAAUAUUUCUUUAAUUUUGUUAUGAUUUUGGUUUAAUAAGGAAACAUGAUUAAACUAUUGAUUCACAA